AUGACUAACCACCACCUUCACCACCACCUCCACGCCCCGCUCCGCUCAACUCCGCAGUCUUCUUCCUCCUCGUCAUCUCAGACUUUCACAUCGAAGCUCCUCCUCCUCCUCACUCUCCUCCCUCUUUCGCUCGCAGCCUUAGCCUUCAUUCUCCAAUGGCGCGGUGGCAUCCCCGACCCCACCACUCGGUGGUCCCCACCUGGUUCCCACCACCUCUUCCCCGGCAUGGACGCCUCUCCUCUCUCCUCCGCUGUUGUUCACUCCACGCCGUCCGAUUGCCUCAGCCUCGGCCGUUCAGCCUCGCCUUCGUUUCCCUACUAUCAGAAUUGGAAGUUUGAUUCUGUGUCCAAUUUGAGACCAAAGAUAUGUAUUACUACGAGUACUUCAGCUGGCUUAGAUCAGAUUUUACCAUGGAUGUUUUAUCACAAGGUCAUUGGAGCUACUACCUUUUUUCUUUUUGUGGAAGGAAAGGCUGCAUCUCCUGAAGUAGCUAAAAUUCUGGAGUCCAUUCCUGGAGUAAAAGUGAUAUACAGAACAAAACAGCUUGAGGAGCAGCAAGCUAACAGCCGAAUUUGGAAUGAGACUUGGCUGUCCAGUUUCUUUUACAAACCUUGCAAUUAUGAGCUAUUUGUGAAGCAAUCUCUCAAUAUGGAGAUGGCUAUUGUCAUGGCAAGGGAUGCUGGAAUGGACUGGAUAAUUCAUCUUGACACGGAUGAGUUACUGCACCCAGCUGGUGCCAAGGAGUAUUCUUUGAGGCAGUUGCUGCUUGACGUGCCUAGGAAUGUGGAUAUGGUUAUUUUCCCGAACUAUGAGAGCAGUGUUGAACGCGAUGAUAUUAAGGAACCUUUUACUGAGUCAGCUGCUCGAAUCCAAGAUCAUCUCCGUCCUAAUGGUGCACACAGAUGGCACAAUUAUAUGAAAACCCCAAAUGAGGUCAAAUUUGAAGAGGCUGCUGUUCUACACUACACAUAUGCCCGAUUUUCAGACUUGACUUCUAGACGUGAUCGGUGUGGCUGCAAGCCAACAAAGGAAGAUGUGAAAAGAUGCUUUAUGUUGGAAUUUGACAGAUCUGCAUUCAUAGUUGCUUCGACUGCAACCAAGGACGAAAUGCUGAAAUGGUACCAUGAACACAUUGUAUGGGAUGACAAAGACAUAAAAUUGAAACUUUUGAGAAAAGGCAUUUUGACUCGAAUAUAUGCUCCCAUGGUCAUAAUACAAGGACUACGGGAGUCGGGAGUGUUCAGCUCUGUUAUUGCAUCUGCCCCAACAGCUCUCUCAAAAGAAAAGUUUUUGUUGACAAUUGAUAGUAGCAACUCUUCUAGAGCUACUGCCUCCCAAUCCCUCCCAUCGAGGAAGAUUGGCAGAAUUGGAGAGAGUAAGGCUACUAUCAGGAAGGCCUUGGAAGUUGACGCAGCUGAAUUUGAAGAAGCUGCUGUUCCACCAUUGUCGCCACCCGGAAUGGAUGACAACCAUCUCAGUGUACGAGUGUAA
Molecule: messenger RNA, 1491 nt
Organism: Prunus armeniaca (apricot)
Lineage: Eukaryota; Viridiplantae; Streptophyta; Magnoliopsida; Rosales; Rosaceae
Source: the annotation of a GenBank genome assembly